Messenger RNA from Hordeum vulgare subsp. vulgare (domesticated barley), 559 nucleotides. RefSeq names its product histone H2B.4-like. Lineage: Eukaryota; Viridiplantae; Streptophyta; Magnoliopsida; Poales; Poaceae. The transcript has a single exon. Gene Ontology annotation, biological process: nucleosome assembly. Gene Ontology annotation, cellular component: nucleosome. Bases 82 to 480 code for a protein of 132 amino acids. The record is from RefSeq and is a predicted model, not a curated record. Gene Ontology annotation, molecular function: structural constituent of chromatin; DNA binding; protein heterodimerization activity.
UCCUCCCACCUUCCAGCGAAACCAGACCACCUCUCUCUCCCCGUCGAAGCAUCAUCAGCAGCAGGAGCAUCAGCAUCAUCCAUGGCCCCCAAGGCUGCCGAGAAGAAGCCGGUGGAGAAGAAGCCCAAGGCGGAGAAGAAGGUGCCGGCGUCCAAGGAGGGCGGCGGAGGCGAGAAGAAGGGGAAGAAGAAGGCCAAGAAGAGCGUGGAGACGUACAAGAUCUACAUCUUCAAGGUGCUGAAGCAGGUGCACCCGGACAUCGGCAUCUCCUCCAAGGCCAUGUCCAUCAUGAACUCCUUCAUCAACGACAUCUUCGAGAAGCUCGCCGGCGAGUCCGCCAAGCUCGCCAGGUACAACAAGAAGCCCACCAUCACGUCCCGGGAGAUCCAGACCUCCGUCCGCCUCGUCCUCCCCGGCGAGCUCGCCAAGCACGCCGUCUCCGAGGGCACCAAGGCCGUCACCAAGUUCACCUCUGCCUAAUUUGUUAGGCUCUUCUUGUCUCUUUGUAACCUGUGCUGGUUGUUUGGAGAAAUAGUAACAGCGCUUCCAGUUCUUGCCA